UUUUACAGUUCAUUUAAACACUCGUUGUAGAACUUAUUUUUUUUCCUACAAAAUAUAACGCAGAUACAAUUAUGUAUAAAAGUAUUAACAUAUCGUCACCCUGUUAAAAUAAUCGCCUAUGUAUUUUUUUUUGUCAAAAUUGUUGUUUUUUUGCCUAAAUCAUCUCCUCAUGAAGCCGGCCACCUAUGGUCCACAUUUGCUCGGUAGGAAUGCGGUAGGCGGGGCCGCUACGCUCGUGUCAAACUUUGGGAAUGACAGGAGUGCUGCAGGAUUCGCAAAGAAGGGGAAGUGUCGCCCUUGUUGGUCCUGUUUGGAUUACUUUGACUUCUUUUUACGCGCAGUCUUUGGAUUCAACACCUUUCUACAGAUAGCACGGCCUCAGCAGACUCCUCAGCCAUGUCGGAGGACCUGAGCUCCCAAACCUGGUCCAUCAACAAAGAUGAUUAUGAGCUACACGAGGUGAUUGGGAGUGGAGCCACAGCAGUGGUCCAAGCCGCCUACUGUUUACCACGUAAGGAGAAGGUGGCCAUCAAACGUAUCAACCUCGAGAAGUGCCAGACAAGUAUGGAUGAACUCCUGAAAGAGAUUCAGGCCAUGAGCCAGUGCCACCACCCCAACAUUGUGUCUUACUACACCUCAUUCGUGGUCAAGGAUGAGCUGUGGCUGGUCAUGAAGCUGCUCAGUGGUGGCUCCGUGCUAGAUGUGAUCAAGCAUAUCAUCUCGCGAGGUGAACACAAGACGGGCGUCCUGGAUGAGGCCAGCAUAGCCACGGUGUUGAAAGAUGUGCUGGAAGGUCUGGAGUACCUACACAAGAAUGGACAGAUCCACAGAGAUCUGAAGGCUGGAAACAUUCUCCUCGGGGAUGACGGUUCAGUGCAAAUUGCAGACUUUGGCGUCAGUGCCUUUCUAGCCACAGGUGGUGACAUCACUCGAAAUAAAGUGCGCAAGACAUUUGUGGGAACGCCAUGCUGGAUGGCCCCAGAGGUCAUGGAGCAGGUGAGGGGUUACGAUUUCAAAGCAGAUAUUUGGAGUUUUGGGAUCACAGCCAUUGAGCUCGCCACCGGGGCCGCACCUUAUCACAAAUACCCACCAAUGAAGGUCUUGAUGCUGACGCUGCAGAACGACCCCCCGGCCCUGGAGACCGGCAUCACAGACAAGGAGAUAGUGAAGAAAUACGGCAAAUCCUUCAGGAAGAUGGUCUCCCUGUGUCUACAGAAGGACCCAGAGAAAAGGCCGACAUCCUCUGAGUUGUUGAAGCAUAAAUUCUUUCAGAAAGCAAAGACCCAUGAGUAUUUACAUGAGAGGUUACUUCAGAGGGCGCCCACAAUAACAGAGAGGUCGAAAAGGGUGCGUCGAGUACCAGGGUCAAGCGGUCGGCUGCAUAAAACGGAGGACGGCGAGUGGGAAUGGAGCGAUGACGAGCUUGAUGAGGAAAGUGAAGAAGGCAGAGCAGCCAUUGCUGCCUUAAGGCAGGUGAAGCCUGUUAGUGCCACCAGGCGACAAGUGCGCUUCUCCUACCCACUCGAGCUGCCUGCGUCCAGGUCACCAAGAGUGAAGGAGGGGUCACAAAAUUCGGAGACUUUUCCAGAGCCUUUAAGUAGUCCGGUCCCGCCAACGGCCGCAGGUCAGGCAGAACUACCUCAGGCUGCAGGCCAGGUUCCACUGCAGCCCACACCAGCCAACACUCAACCCACUGCCCAGGCCACAUCACCUACACCAGGCGUACCUGCUGCUGCUGCUGCUGCUCCCACACAGGCGCCAGCUGCCUCAGGAGAUGUCAAGGCUCCCAUUAGUUUGGUAUUAAGGUUAAGAAAUUCAAAGAAGGAGCUUAAUGACAUCCGCUUUGAAUUUAUGCCUGGGAGAGACACAGCAGAUGGUGUGUCCCAGGAGCUGGUGUCGGCAGGCCUGGUGGACGGGAGGGACUUAGUAAUAGUUGCUGCAAAUUUGCAGAAAAUAGUUGAUGAGCCUCAAGCCAAUAAAAAUGUCACUUUCAAACUGGCCUCUGGCAUUGAGGGAUCUGAAAUACCAGAUGACGUCAAAUUGAUGGGCUUUGCACAGCUCAGCAUUAGUUAAACUGUUGUACUACCUGGGACCGUGACUUGCCUAAAAAAUGUGAAAAUGAAAAAAAAAUAGUUAAAUGCAUUUUUUCUUUCUAUGGCUGUAAAGAAACCACUACUGCCAAAGAAAACAGUACCGUUUUGUCACCCAUAGGAUUAUACAACGCCGGCUGACGUAUCAGAGCGUCCAGUAUAAAAAUCACUCAAAAAAGUUUACAGCGUAUAUGUAGAAGGAUGCAAGUAUCUACAACAAACGGUUUUCACUUCAUUCUGGUCGCCCUCAUCCUGUUAUUUCUUUCUCUCUAAUAUGUGAUGCAUUUGCACAAUCUGAACUAACGCCCGUCAAUCCUGAUAAGUGUAACAAUGCCUUAUAUUCAUCAGAACUACUGAAUGCACGUUUUUUGGGGAAGCCCCCAGUUACCAUAGUUGUCUGAAAUGUACAAAUGUGGUUUCAGUUGCUCAUGUUAAACUUUUCACUUCAUUUUUAGGAGCCAAGAUGCAGCCUACUAACUAAAUUUUAAACACACUUGUGUAAAAACACUUAACAGUAACGGUCUUUAUAGGAAAAGGCUGGCUUUAUUCUGUAUUUUUGUCAAUAAAUGCAGUGAAGAGACCAAAACCAUAUAUAGUAAUAUUUGAAAAAAGGCAAAAUAAUUUUAUGAUUUCCAUCACUGAGCAGCAACGGUGCAGCUCAGUGAUGAAUUUUUUAUAAUUUUGGGGGGACAAUAAGACAAUAUGAAAUAUAAUUAAUAUCACCAGUCUUAUCCUUUUAAGUAUUGAUACAAGCAGCGUUAUUUGCUUCUGAUGAAAGUGUCAGACAACUCAAUUAAGCUGUUUUUUAAAUUAUUAGUCAAAUAUAGAUUAUCCAAUACUUCCAAUUGAUAUUAACAUCAUUAGUCAAAUUUACCUAAAAAUAAAAUGUAAAAUGUAGAUUAUUCAACCGUGUCUCCUAUAAUAACACUCCUGUGCAACUUUACUACAUUCUUAAUUACAUUUCAAGGAAAACGUCUUGUUUCCUGGAUUACAGUUGCCGUUUCUUACACAUGCUUAAUGUUGUGAAACGGUUGUAGGUUUAGGCACCAAAACUACUUGGUUAUGUUCAUUAAAAGAAAAUGGUUUGGGUUAAAAUACAUGUUUGUUACAUAAGUUUGUUAGGUUUAGGUAAUAGAAGUAUGUGGUUAGGUUUACUAAAGAGUAACAUGGGGAAAAAAUGUUUUAAUGUUAACAUUUAGUUUCAUAUGGGAUGUGAAUAGCUGUGUAAAUGUCCUGUGUUUGUAGGACAUCUACCCCAUCCACCUCCUUGCACAGACAUCCUAAAGUUGAUCAAACAUUUUUGUGAUAUGUCUAGAACAAACGUAAUUGGAGAGAUCAUACGUUUCCUUUUGAGAAGUACUCAACAAUGCAGUUUAGUUGAAUGGGAACAAGAUCUGGGAGAUUGGGGGAAAAGAGUAGAAGAUAAUAUAAUUUGGUUGAUUUUUCUUGCCAGAUUUGCCUCCUCUCAUUUUACACAGAAUACUGGCCUGAAAAUUUGAAUAAAUGUUGAAAUUAUAGCGAAGUAAAGAGUUAAACGACAGCUGAAACCACACGUGUUGUAUGAGCAGAUGUGUCUGUCUGUUGGUAUUAGUUUGUGUCUGUUUGGAAUUAGUUUCUCAAAUUCGUAAGGAAAAAAAAAGACUUAAGUGCAUUUUUGUUUAUGUGGAUGAAACAUAAGUACUUGAUUUAACCUCUAGUAUGUAAAUAAUGACAUUUGGCUUUGUUUUUAUACUGGGUGUUUCACUCUUGGCCUUUUUUCUGUCCUACGACACGAUUGUGGGUUGUAGCGUCGCGUGAAGGAAGACGACGGCACUGCAGAUUUGGCUUUGAAUUCAUUGUGUGGGUCACCUACUCUAUGUCAUGUAUGACGCUUACAUAAAAAAAAUCUGCUUUUUGCCUUUGAAAAGUAAAUAUAUUUUAACCCUGGAGCGUCAGCUGUUCUGAUGCACUGCUUAAUGCCACCUUAAAUUUCCCCAAAUUAUGAGCCGAGUUACAGCAAAUUUGUCUCCAAUUCAAGUGGAGGCUGUUUACAGACCUUAACCUACAUCUGAAGGCAUACAGCUGCUUUGUCUCUUAUUAAUCACUUUUUAAAUAGCUAAAAUGAAGAUUUUACGGCCUGUGGUUUUGAAGUUAUGAUUGUAGAAAUUUUUGAAUCGGAAAUGUAUUUUGAACUCGGAUAAAAACAUCCUAACAACCUACACUCUGGAUGUUUUUAGUUGGUUGAUAAUGAAUGUGCAUCUGGCAGUUGUUGGUACAGACGGCAGUGGGAUCAUUAAUCCUGCUCUAAUGUGUAGAUCUGAAACGCCAGCAAGGUUUUACUGUUUCAUUUGGCAAUGUGAAAUGUUACCACCUCCGGAUGCCAUAUUUCUCUUGCUUGCAGAUAAAAUAUUACCAAGAAAUCUUUGUAUUUUGACUGUGAACAUGUUAAAAUUUAGCCUUAAAUUGAAAACGACCAAGUGUUUUGUUUUGUUUUGAUUCAGAUUUUCAGUGUCUUUGAAAAGUAGCUCUUGUUACACGUGAAGCCACCUGAAAUAAAGACAUACAGGUGUGUGUGACCCUGUGUUUUCAAAGUCAGCAACCCAAUGUUACUCUUAAGUUUCUAAACUGCAGUAUUUGGUGCCAUUCUCCUGGUUCAGUCUGCAGCUGACAGCAGACAAGGACAGGAUGUGUGUGUGUGUGUGUGUGUGUGUGUGUGUGUGUGUGUGUGUGUGUGUCUGUGUGUGUGUCUGUGUGUGUCUGUGUGUGUGUGUGUGUGUGUGUGUGUGUGUGUUGCAUAGAUUGAGCCCUGCUUUUAACGGAGUUGAAGAUCUCUAAUGGCUUUGUUCUCAUCCUUUCUGUCUUUUUUUUUUUUUUUGUCCGGCUUACAUGUAGUCUAACAGAGCUGUAGCAAACUCAACAGAUGACUGGCAAAAGCACUUUUGUCCAGGCAAUAACUCAUCAAGGCUGUAAUAUAUUUGAAUUUUCCACCUGUUUUUAUUUUUUUCCAUUCUUUUAUUUGCUCUAUUUUUGAUCGUUUUGGAGUUCAAAGCAUGUUUCUCUUGAUUAUUUUUAAUCAAUAAAGAAUGAGCAUAUCAGA
Centropristis striata (black sea bass) is the source of this 5166-nucleotide messenger RNA. RefSeq names its product oxidative stress responsive kinase 1b (gene oxsr1b). The transcript is spliced from 20 exons. Lineage: Eukaryota; Metazoa; Chordata; Actinopteri; Perciformes; Serranidae. The record is from RefSeq and is a predicted model, not a curated record. Bases 397 to 2073 code for a protein of 558 amino acids. Gene Ontology annotation, molecular function: protein serine/threonine kinase activity; ATP binding. Gene Ontology annotation, biological process: protein phosphorylation.